GCGGCCUUUCCCGGCAGCUCGUAGGUCUCAGGAAGAGGAGCAGCUGGAGGAAGAAGCGCGGGGGCUGGGCGGCUCCUAGGGUGCAGCAGCGCCGCACCCCGCAUGGAGCCCAACGUGCGCUUCUGGAUCACCGAACGCCAAUCUUUUAUUCAAAGAUUUCUUCAGUGGACAGAAUUAUUGGAUCCUACAAAUUUGGUCGUUUCAAUUGAAAAAAUAGAAAAAUCAAGGCAGCUAUUGUUAACACACGAAGAUGCAUCCGGAAGUGACCUGGAGGACAAAAGGGUACAAGAAGCUUGGAAGAGAAGUCUCUCAACAGUGCAUCCUGACAGUAGCAAGCUGAUCCCUGGUCCUUUUCGACCUGCAGCUCUCCUGCCUUUCACGGCGCCCAUGGUAUUUUUGUCAAUGCUGCCAGUAAAAAGUCUAAAGUCCAUGAUUUUACCUCAGGUUUCCUUCUACACGUACAGUACAGUCUUCAACAUUGUCAAUGGAAAUGCAAGUUAUGAUCGUCGCCCCCAUGAGAGUAUCUUAGUAGGAGCAGGAGUGAUUGCUUCAUCCACCUUUUUUGGAUUAUUCCCUCGUUUGCUCCAAGUAAGAUUUUCACUGAAUAGCAUUUUGAGCAGAAACGUCAUUCCUGUCGUCAUUCUCGCCCAACUCAGUGGAAUGAAUGUGGUCGCAUCGAGAAGUUUGGAGCCCCUGCGAGGAAUUGAGGUCAUGGACAAGGAAGGCAGUGUCAUAGGCUAUUCCAGAAAAGCUGGGACAAAGGCCGUUAAAGACACAGCAACAUCCAGAGUUGUGCUGUUUGGGACCUCAGCUUUUAUCCCUGAAGUCUUCUCAUACUUUUUUAAAAGGACCCAGUUUUUCCUGCAGUAUCCGUGGUCACUGUGGACCCUAAAGCUUUCUUGUACUAUCCUUGUCAUGGGACUCAUGGUGCCGGUUUCUUUUAGUGUAUUCCCACAGAUUGGACGGAUACAGUGCAGUGAGCUUGAAAAGGAAAUUCAGUCUGCAACAGAAGAAACAGAACUCUUCUAUAACAGAGGGGUGUAGGGGUGAGUUUUAAGUGAAUUUGUUUGGUACCUGCGUGAAAACCUUCCUCCAAGGUUUCAGUGUGGACAACCCUGCCAGGAGUGUCCUGGAACCCCCAGAGGUGUCUGCACCAACAGGAUGGCUUCCGAUCACGCACGCCAAGACUGUUUUGAAGCUGAUCGUGCCUAGGGUUAAACAAGCUUGGGUGAAAGGAGAGAAACGGGGGCUGUCCUGUCUAACCCACCACACGGGGUUGCUGAGGGGAUGAAUGUGUGAUGUAAGAUUCAGUUUUCUAUUCGUCAGCCUGUGAAAGGAUACUGUGAACUUACUAGUAAACUUUUCUAAAGUUGAGUAUUGGAAAACGAAGGAGAAAGGUCCACCAAUGCCCACGUGCCCAAGGCACAGGCAUUAAACUGAUGGCCCAUCUCGAGGUGUACAUGUGGGGAGCCAAUGAAGGCCUCCAACCCCCAAAGCAAUCCUGUGUCCCUUCUCAGCUUACUCCUGUUAGACAGCUGCUUAAAAUCUUUGCCAGCUGCUGCCCAGCUGCUUCUCUCUCCUCACUGGCAGGUGACCCUGUCUCCUCCUCCACUGUGAAAGCCAAGGCUAUUGGCCUCCUGGCUCCAGACCUGCUGACCUCCCUCCACACACGUCAGCCUCCCCUCCUCCGUGCAAAGUCAGCUGUGCCCUGGGCUUGAGCCCGACCCUUCCUGUUUGCUCAGGGCCUUUGCUCUGCGGCCUCCUCUGCCCCUCUGGCUCCAGCCUCCCCGCUCUGCUCCUUCUCCGUAGCAUUUCAACUGCUUGAGUCACCUGCCUCAUGCAAAAAGCAAAACCCCCCCUCUGUAGCCGGACUUUUUCAGAGAGUUUUCUACCCUCACUGUUUCCACCCCGCCCUCCACUGCUGAGACUGCCGUCAUCCGUGCCCCCCCAGAUGCUGGCCAUACUGCCACUGCCCCCUGUGCGGGCCUGUCGUGGGGCUUGCUCUCCCCUGCCCAACAGGCCCACGUCCAGUGGCCCCCUGCGCUUCGCCAUCUGGAUGUCCACUUGAGACCAUCUUCCCCUCCCAACCUCAGGGAACGGCACCACCGCGUACCAGUUUCGUCAGACAGGAUCACUGGCCCCGGCCUUACUCCCCCAUCGCCCCACCCCAUUCAGCACUAUUGGGCUGAGUCUGUUAAGUCUCUAGAACUCACCCCUCCGCGUCCACUGCCCGGCCCAACAGCAUAUCCCCUGCUGGUGUCGCUCAUCAGUCCAUCUCCAGCCCGCUCUUCGAAACCACACCUGCUUAAAAGCCUUAAAUGGCUUCCCAGUACAUCAGGAUCAAGUCCAAAUUCCUCGCCAUGGCAGGCGGGAGCCUUUACCUUAUUCAUCUCUUGCCACUCCCUCUCCUCACUCUGGACUGACAUCCAGUUCCUCAGGUAUGCUGUGGUCUCUCUUCUCUGGCCUUCCCACCAGCUGUUCCCUCUGUUCUGGGCUAACUCCUCCCUGUGCUUCAGGUCUGACUUGGACGUCAAUCACUCUUCUCCAGGAAGCCUUCCAGGAUUCACAGAACUGAACUAGGUGCCCUUCCAAUGUGCUCCCAUAGUGCUCGUAUCAUGCCUAGCACGUGCCACACCACGUGCAAUCCCGUUUGCUGAAGCUAUGUGCCCAUAGACUGUGCACCUUGACAGCAGGAACUCUUGUCUUGGGCAUCAAGGAAGCCCCAGGAUACGCAGUCCACGGUGUAGAGUAGGUACCCAAACGUAGGCGUACUGCAUGGAGGGCUGUUUCCAACACACCCUGCCCCAAGUCAUCUAAGAAUGCACCUGUGGCUUUCAGUUUUCCCUAGGCCACAAUGAUGGUUAUCUCCAAAUUGGGUAAAAGAUGUUUCACAACAGCCUAAAAGGACAAAAUCAGUAAAAGUGAUGUAUCAUUCAGCUCCAUGUAGCCACAGGCUUAUACUGAACAAACUUAACAAAAUGUGCAACGGCUCCAAGUGGAGGUUCAGCCACUGACAGAUAACUGAGUAGUAAUGUGAGAGCAUCUUUUCAGAGAAGGCACUUGGACCUUACAGUCAGCUCCAGGAAGUGCGGGGUGGAGGAGGGCCGGGCAGAGAGAGAAGGGCUGAGCCAGUGGUGGAAGGAACCAGAUUGCCUAACUUUCAAAUCGGUCUUUGGAUAAUUCCCCGGUGGGUUUGCAGCUGACUUUUAAAAAAGGGUUUUUUCUUUUGUUUGUUUGGGGUGGGGAGAAUUAGAGAAAGAGGGCACAAUUUUUCAUAUGCCUAAAACUGCCGAGUAUCAAAAUAUUUUAUUUCUGUAUCAUAAAUUUGUCAUUUUAACAACUUUGAUCAUUAGCUAAUAGAGUAAUACAAAAAAAACACGGGCAAAAAUGAUGUUAGUAUUCAUUCUCAUAAAGUGCAGAUUUAAUUUUCAAUUGUUGGCCUCAGUAAACAUCAUCUCAUUUCAAAUCCUCCCCUGCCCCCACCCAAGGAGGGGCUAUUUUUAAAAUUUUUUCCCUAACAAAUGUCUAACACCGGGAAUAAAUGAACGAUCCAAUAAAGACAAGCUUUUUUGCAAACAUUUUUCUGGGUAAGAUUUCUAAGGACAACAGUACUGAGUGAAAAAUAACCUUUCAUAAUGAAUAUGAACACAUAUAAUAAGAACAUAAUUUAGACCCCCAUGCUUAUUUUGCAAUUUUUAGGUCUCCAAUUAUGAAAAAGUUACCUAACUAAACAAAGAACGGUUAUCUUCAUACGUGGCCAAAUUAUUUUUACUGAUGUUGUUUGAAGACAUUCUCUGGUUUUGGCCUUUACAAGAAGUUAAUUCUCACACUCUCUCACCAAUUACAUAAGGCUGCUGUUUCAGCCAUAGAGACAUUUAUAUUCCAAAUGGGCUUUCUUCUUUUACUCUACUACAUAAGGACUGGCAUCUUUUUCAAAAGAAUAUUGCUAGCAACUGGGUUAAUUAAAGAGUACUAAUGGCUUAAGUUUGCCAAAUGCUUACCUCUGCAACAGUAUAAAUAUGGAUUAUUAAGUUGUCUACUCCAGUAUAAAAUCUAUGCAGAACCCUCAUACUAUAGGCAAAAUGUUCAAAGGCUAAGGAAAAAAAAAUUCUUUUACAAGAAAGUGCAACUGCAGGGUCUUUUGAAUGAUCUUCUAGACGGUUCUGCAGAAAACUUAGUAGUUUGGCUCAAAGUAGAGUUCCUCAUGAGGAAUUAAAGUUCUUCCUAGAAGAAUACAAAGCACAAUUUCAGGCAGCUUUCUGAAAAUAAACCAUUAGUUUGUGGUUACACACUGAGACAAACUGGAACUUAUAAUAAUGAAGGCUUUCGGAUUUGCUGUGACUUGCAGGAGAACUUGACAGAGCUGUUCUGCUCUUAACUCCAGGACAUCAGGCUGUUUUAUAAUGUUAUAUAUAUAGGUGGUUACAGCACUUUGUAAACAUUGAGAGUAGGCGUGAAAUUAAUCAGAUAGGAGGAAAUCGGAAGUGUUUUCGUAUGUGUUUCAGUGCUUUUUCAGGUCAAAUUGCAAUGCUUUCAAAUAAAUCAUUAAAAAUAUAA
Messenger RNA from Lagenorhynchus albirostris (white-beaked dolphin), 4557 nucleotides. It is a transcript of the gene SFXN4, whose product is annotated as sideroflexin 4. The coding region runs from base 103 to 1044 and encodes 313 amino acids. Gene Ontology annotation, cellular component: mitochondrial inner membrane. The record is from RefSeq and is a predicted model, not a curated record. Gene Ontology annotation, biological process: monoatomic ion transport; mitochondrial transmembrane transport. Lineage: Eukaryota; Metazoa; Chordata; Mammalia; Artiodactyla; Delphinidae. Gene Ontology annotation, molecular function: monoatomic ion transmembrane transporter activity. The transcript has 15 exons.